Messenger RNA from Rana temporaria (common frog), 2000 nucleotides. RefSeq names its product cytochrome P450 2W1-like. Gene Ontology annotation, cellular component: cytoplasm; intracellular membrane-bounded organelle. Gene Ontology annotation, biological process: xenobiotic metabolic process. The record is from RefSeq and is a predicted model, not a curated record. Gene Ontology annotation, molecular function: heme binding; oxidoreductase activity, acting on paired donors, with incorporation or reduction of molecular oxygen, reduced flavin or flavoprotein as one donor, and incorporation of one atom of oxygen; iron ion binding. The transcript has 9 exons. Lineage: Eukaryota; Metazoa; Chordata; Amphibia; Anura; Ranidae. The coding region runs from base 138 to 1631 and encodes 497 amino acids.
ACAUUCUGAAGUAAAGAACAUUUUUUUUGGAUGGGGUGGAGUUGGGUUCUAGAAAUGGGACAUACUUGGAUUAUAUAUAAAAAAGACGUGUUCCAUCCCUGAAGUUCCAGCUUAGAGAGGUGAAUUCAACAACAACCAUGGCAAUUCUACCAGAAGCGGUGACACUUUUCCUAAUAUGCACCCUGGUUAUGAUGUGCAUAAAAAUCCUAAUCAGCCUGCCAAAAAAGAAGAUUUACAAUUUCCCUCCGGGACCCAGACCUCUCCCCAUAAUUGGGAACCUGCACAUUCUGGACAUUGCCAGGCAAGAUUACACCUUCAUGGAGCUGGCGAAAAAGUAUGGCACGUUCUUCACAUUCCAUUAUGGAAGCAUAAAAGCAGUGGUUUUGGUUGGUUAUGAAGCCAAUCAAGAAGCCUUGGUGAAGGCAAACUAUGAUUUUGGAGAUCGUGGUGCGUUACCCGUUGCUGAUGACUUUCAGCAUAACCAAGGAAUCCUUUUCUCAAAUAGUGAGACAUGGAAGGUGACCCGAAGGUUCACCCUGACCAUUCUGCGAGAUCUUGGGAUGGGAAAAGGGUCAAUUGAAGGCAGGAUUAUUGAUGAACUGCAGUUCUUAAAUGCAUACAUUCAGUCUCAUAAUGGUAAACCUUUUGAAAAACAGGUUUUUUAUAGUGCUCCCCCCAAUAUUACCUUCAGUAUGUUAUUUGGGAGACGUUUUGACUAUGAUGAUCUAACCUUUAAGAAAUUGACAGAAAUAAUAGAUGAUGUUGUUAAACUCACUGCACAUCCUUCGUCCAAGUUCUACAAUGUGUUCCCAAUACUAAAAUACUUCUUGAAAACUCCUGGCAUUGUUUUAAAGAGAGUUGAUGAACUUAAUGAAAUAUUGCUUGUGCUUUAUAAACAAGCACAAGAGUCUAAAUGUGAAGAUGUCUUCAGGACUUACGGUGAAGCAUUCCUACAGAAACAAGAAAGGGAAAAGGCAUUGGAGGAGAAAGAAAAGUUCUUUACAGAGAAGAACCUGUUGGCUUCCACAUUUGAUCUCAUGCUUGGUGGUACGGAGACAACCUCAACUACGUUACAGUGGGCCAUCCUGCUCAUGAUGAAAUACCCUCAUAUUCAAAAAAAAGUUCAGGAUGAGAUUGAAGAUGUGAUUGGGCUGGAGCGUCCUCCGAGGUGGGAGGACCACAAGGUGCUGCCUUACUGCCUCGCAGUUAUACAUGAAGUUCAACGUUUUGGGAACAUCCUCCAAUUCCUGCCACAUGCUACACCCACAGAUAUCAGCUUCAGAGGCUACACUAUACCUAAGGGAACCACAGUGAUUCCUCUUUUCACAUCAAUUUUAUAUGAUGAAACUAAAUGGGAGAACCCCAGGGGAUUUUACCCCAAUCAUUUCCUUGAUGCUAAUGGGAAGUUUUUGAAGAGAGACGAAUUCUUUGCAUUCUCCAAAGGACGCAGGGUGUGUGCUGGGGAGAGUCUGGCCAGAAUGGAACUUUUCAUUUUCAUCACAGGAAUGUUACAGAAGUUUACAUUCACUCCUCCACCAGAAGUGAAAAAGGAAGACUUGAACCUCACUGCAGAUCCUUUCUUUACUUCGAGACCUAAGAGCUACUAUGUUGUUGCUACACCCAGAAUAUAAGCAGUUUAGCAAAUUUAAAGUAAUGACAACAUAUGCAGCUUGCAAUUGAAUUUUAAGAGGCCACACAGCCCAGUGGUCUCAUGGGCUCCAUAUAGGAGUAAAGUUCUCCUACACAGUAGAGCACUUUGCUUUUUACAAUCUGUUCCUCUACUCCGUGUCAAGUUUUCAAUAUGUGAUUUAUUAUAAAUGCUUGUGUCAGAUAUUGGGAAUUAUGCAUUUUAUAGUCAGACUUUAAACAGUAUUAUAUGAUAUAUACGAAAACUGAAUGUGCAGUGCUAAACAAUUUUUACGAAGUGAAAAUUCAUAUGCAUAAACAGUAAAAAAACAUCCAAAAUAAAGUGCAAGAAAUGGUGAACAUAACAACCAAUA